CUCCCAACUGAACUUUUUCGACUAGGGUUUAGUCGCAAUGUCUUUUUUCAAUUUUUUCUCUCAAGUUGUGCCUUCUGUCAAGGCCCAAGAUGACGAAGAAGAGCUGGUAGAUCCGCAAGUGGUCCUCAAGGAGCAAUGUGGUGAGAAAUGCUCGAAUUAUAAAGAUAAAUUAGACUCUUGUAAUGGAAGAGUUAGCUCAAGAUCACAGACCACCGAAACUUGCUUUGAAGAACUCAUUGACUUCGUUCAUUGUGUUGAUCACUGCGUAGCCAAAGACAUAUUUUCCAAGCUGAAGUGAAUGUUUCUAAAAAGGAUUGUUUUUAAAUUUGUAGCUUUAAUUGUUAGUCAUAUGUACAUAUAAUUCUGUGUUUUAAGUUAAACAAUUGUUGAAAUAAUAAAUUCAUUAGCUCAGCUG
Molecule: messenger RNA, 415 nt
Organism: Nezara viridula (southern green stink bug)
Lineage: Eukaryota; Metazoa; Arthropoda; Insecta; Hemiptera; Pentatomidae
Source: the annotation of a GenBank genome assembly